UCUUUCGCAACCAGUUCUAUAAUAAUAAACCCUCUCUCUCUCUCUCUCAUCGUCUGCCUUCUCUCUUCUUCCUUCUCUUUCCAAGCUCUCUUGCUGCUCGGUUGCAUCUUUGUUCCCACUGGGGUUUAUCAGUAAUUCAUAAACUCUAACAUUUUCACCAAUACCCCUCUAUAAAUCUUCACUCCAACCAUUGAAAUCUAGAUCUCUCCUUCUCCUGUCGCUCUCUCUCUCUCUCUCUCUCUCUAGGGUUUUUCAGCUCCUUACGAUGCUCUCAUUUCACUUGUUUCAUGCCCAAUCAACGGUUGUGAGAUUCACUUCAUAGUCCUUCAAAAAUCACUGGUAAGUCUUCAUGUUCUUGCAUUAACAUAGUGUUCUACGUGUCGUUUAUAUGCAAUUCAGUUCUAGGGCUUGUAUAUUUGUGAAUUUUUGUUAUGCGAGAGACGGUUUGUGAGGUCAAAAUUGGGGUUUUUUUUGCUCAAAGCCCUAAAUGAUACGCGGGUUUGAAUAUGAGCGAUGGAGGUAAAGUGGAGAGCAAGAGAGAGAAGGAAAAUGGAAGCCACGCACUGAAACGAGCCAAUGCCGAUGAGUUUGGCCGAGCUGUUUCGAGGAUUGCCGUGGCUCAGAUAUGCGAGAGUGUUGGGUUUCAGAGCUUCAAUGAGUCUGCUUUGGAGGUUCUCACUGAUAUUGCGGUCCGAUACCUCUGUGACUUAGGAAAAACUGCUAGUUUUUACACUAAUUUAGCUGGUAGGACUGAGUGUAAUGUGUUUGAUGUUAUACAAGGAUUGGGGGAUUUGGGUUCGGUUAAUGGGUUUUCGGGUGCUUCAGAGGUCAGUCAUUGCCUAACUGUUUCGGGUACAGUGAGGGAAAUUGUUGAGUAUGGGGAGAGUGCUGAGGAAAUUCCAUUUGCUCAACCAAUUCCACACUUUCCGAUCAUGAGAAAUCGGAGUAUGACCCCGAGUUUUAUGCAAAUGGGUGAAAUUCCAACAUUCAAGUACAUUCCAUCUUGGUUGCCGGCCUUUCCCGAUCCUCACACAUACAUACACACACCCACAUGGAAUGAGAGGGAAACAGAUCCUCGUUCGGACAAAAUUGAGCUAGCUAGGCAAAGGAGGAAGGCCGAGAGGUCUUUGUUGAGUUUGCAGCAGCGGUUGUUGUGCAAUGGUUCUGCAUCGUCUUCCAUUUCAGCAGAUUUGUGUAAUGAUGAUAAGGUUUUACAAGUUUCCGAAACUAAAAACCCAUUUCUUGCUACACCUUUACAAGCAGGAGAGAAAGAUGUUUCUUCAGUUCCCCUGCCAGUUAAGCUUUCUGAUGAAACUGUUGUUGAAAACCAUGUUUCUGUGUUAGAAACAUUCGCUCCUGCUAUUGAAGCAAUGAAGGGUGGCUUUUGUGAUUCCGGAGACAUUGAUAAAAAUGUUCUUCCAGACAAGAGACCUGCUGUUCAUUUGAAUUUCAAAUCUGGCAAGAAACUAUUAGGUGAAUCUGUGGAUUUGAGACUUUGGAAUAAAGGUUCUGGGAAAACGGCACCUUGGAUUGGUCGGGAUGAUGAGAAGGAUGACAAGAAACGAAGAGCUGAGUUAAUUCUUAGACAGUCUAUGGAGAACCCACAGGAACUCACUCAAUUGUAACUUGAUUCACUGGAUCCCUUGCUUGAUGGAAGUCAUUGCAUUCUUCACUACAUUAGGGAACUCAAAAGUUUAAGUCCAUAUUGUCAUGCAGUAGUAGUUAUAAGAAUACUUUUGAAGCUUUCUUAAAGUCUACUGGUGGUUGUUUGUCUCAGAAACCCAGCCCAUUUAAAACUUGGAAGCAGUUGCGAGAAAUGUGGGGUUUAUAAAUUCACCUUCUAGAUUUAUGGAGCACAGAUAUUGCUUCAAAGAAAAACUCCUUGUCUUUUUCCAAACCAGACAGUAAUUGAAAGGGCUUUUCAGCUGCUAUUUUAUGUGAUAAUCAACCAAGUUUUUUUUAGUAAUAUUUUGAUUAGAGGAGCGGAUCAUUGUGAUACCAUCACAGCCUUCUCCAAGCUAGUUGGAUCUUGGCAUUCAUGCUUGGCAGAACUGUCUGCCUUCAGAUGGCAGCUGACGGAUGCAAUGAGAGCAAGCAAGGCAGCAUUUGAUUUAAAGACCAAGAAUCCAUACCUGAUAGUUGGGUAAUCUCAUUGAAGUGUUAGGAUAAUUCAAAAAUACUAGGUGUUUACAUCUAUCUUCAAUGUUACUGCUAUUCAAACAUAGUCGUAGAGAUUUACUUUUCAUCCAUCCUGCACAUAUGGAAGGAAAAAUAAGGGAGAUAAUUUGCAGUAACUGAUGGUUGCUUCAGGGAUCCUCCCUGAUGAAUGGAGCUGUCUACUGAGCUGGAAUCAAGUUCUUGUUAGGAUUUUUGAAAUGAUAAUAUUGUUUCAAAGAUGUUCCUGUGCUUUAGAUUGACCAGUGAAGCAAUGUCAUUUCUGAUGGAGCAUCAUCAUCCCAAGCAAGGAAAUCUAAUUAUUAUUAUUAUUAUUAUUGUUAUUUUUGCCGACGAUGUUCAUUUGAUAAGGAUUAGUGUGCACUAAAGAUGUUAGCUGUAAUGAUGAAUUUGUUCGUCCUUCCAUUUAUAUUUUUUUAAACAAACCCAACCAGUUGAGCUUGACUUG
Camellia sinensis is the source of this 2623-nucleotide messenger RNA. The record is from RefSeq and is a predicted model, not a curated record. NCBI's taxonomy places the organism in Eukaryota, Viridiplantae, Streptophyta, Magnoliopsida, Ericales, Theaceae.